GUUGACACUGACAGUUGAUGUUGGUGGUUGGUGGGUUUUGUUUUCAAGUUUAAAUUUUUCCAUAUUUUUAACAUAUUUGUAAUGCAAAAUGUCGAAAUUAAGAGUGUUAAUAAAUUUAUCUUAUUGCCGGUACUAUAGCGUUCAGCAAGCAAAGAAAAAGUUACCUAUAAUAUCGUGCAAACGUCCAGAACUGAAUCACUACGAAGGCCAGUCGUAUAGCAAAUUCGAUAACGUAAAACUCGCUUCCCAGGGCUGGUUGCACGCUAAAUCUAAGAACGACUACUUCAUCAUCUAUGGAAAUGCUAAUAAGAAGGGUGAAAAAGAAGUGUAUCGAAAAACUUUCGAAGAAAUUGGGCUACGAAGUGAACUCAGAGAGGUUAUGUCUCAGCUAGGUUAUUCUUUACCUACAGCUAUACAAGCAAAGUCGUUUCUUCCUAUAAUACAAGGGCACAACACCGCGAUGACUGCUGAGACUGGAUGUGGAAAGACUUUGGCGUAUUUGCUUCCGAUAUUACAACAUAUACUUGAGUGGAAACCUCAUGUGCAAGAGGAAUUCAACAGUCCUCUGGCAGUAGUUAUUACACCAAGCAGAGAGCUAGCACAUCAAAUUGGAGAAGUUGCUCAAAACAUUGCACAGAAUCUGAAUAUUAACGUCACAACACUAGUCGGUGGUAAAACCAAACAGAAGUUAUUAAAUCCUCCGAUAGAAUACUGUGAUCUACUUGUAACCACACUGGGUGCAUACAGUAAAUUAGUAACAACUGGCAUCUUCAAAAUUCACAAUGUCCAUCAUAUAGUUCUGGAUGAGGCAGACUCUUUGUUAGAUGACAGUUUCAUAGACAAGCUAUCCAUCUUAAUGAGGAAAUUCUCUAUCACAUUCAAAGCGGCCAUCAAAUCCCCUCCUGAAGGGUGUCAAGUUACACUGGCCAGUGCAACAUUACCACAUGAGCUACCAGAAACGGUGCACUCCUUCAUGGACCCACAGUCACUGAAAACGGUCACUACCAGCAACAUUCAUAGAAUUCUACCACAUGUGCCACACAAAUUUCUCCGUUUAGGCAAAGCUCAGAAACCAGCCGAGCUGUUAAAGUUGGUGCAAGCCGACGUGAACCAACAGAAGCCUGUGAUGAUCUUCUCUAACAAGACGGCGACCUGCGACUUCGUCUCCAUGUUCCUGGAGGAGAACAACGUGCAGUGCAUCAAUGUCAACGGACAGAUGGCUGUGGCGCUGAAACUUGGCAAAUUCGACAUGUUCAGAAGUGGGAAGGUCAAUGUGCUGUCUUGUACUGAUAUUGCGUCGCGUGGAUUGGACACCAUUAGGACGCGACAUAUAAUAAACUACGACUUUCCUCUAUACACCGCGGAGUACCUACAUCGCACCGGACGUACCGGCCGGCUGGGGUCAUCGACCGACUGCCACGUCACCAACUUCGUGGCUUGGCCCAGAGAGGUGCUGCUCGUGCAGAAAAUAGAGGCCGCUGUGAGGAAGAAUGAGCCUUUGCCCAACGUAAACGCUAAUAUUAGAAGAAUUAUUGAGGACAGAAUAGCCAAAUCUUCUGCCGCUGCCUUACAAUAGGUAAAAAUGUACUUGUACUAUACUAUAUUUGUAUUAUACUAUACUAUAUUAUACUUGUACUAUACUAUAAUUUUCAAAUUAUCCGUAAA
Bicyclus anynana (squinting bush brown) is the source of this 1665-nucleotide messenger RNA. RefSeq names its product probable ATP-dependent RNA helicase DDX28 (gene Dbp21E2). Gene Ontology annotation, molecular function: RNA helicase activity; ATP binding; nucleic acid binding. Lineage: Eukaryota; Metazoa; Arthropoda; Insecta; Lepidoptera; Nymphalidae. The record is from RefSeq and is a predicted model, not a curated record. The transcript is spliced from 5 exons. The coding region runs from base 89 to 1576 and encodes 495 amino acids.